CCGGAUUAUUUUGGCCCAUGUAAGUAAAACACGUAGCGAAGGACCAAAACCUAGAUAUUGCCAAACGAAGGCCCAUUAAUAUGGCCGCGCUUUUCGGCCUCUUCUCUUCCGCAUUCGACAGCGGUAGUAAGACUAAAUCUCUCUCUCUCUCGCUCGUCAAGCUACAACGACGACCCGAUUCCGAGUUAAAAAGAUUGGGAGUAAUGGACAACAUAGUAGAUUCCUUAAACAACGCCUAUCAAGAAUUCGUUGCUGCGGCGGCUAAUGUUCUCGAAACAAAGGAGUCUUCGGCUGCCCAAAAGACGGCAGCCACGGAUGCUGCCUUGGAAAACUUUAAGCAGAAAUGGGAAUUGUUCAGAGUGGCUUGUGAUCAAGCGGAAGAGUUUGUUGAGUCAAUCAAACAAAGGAUAGGGUCCGAGUGCCUUGUCGAUGAGGCCACCGGCUCUAUGGCUGGGAAGUCGGGUCAGGCCCUGACAACUGGUCUUCCUCCCAUUAGUGCUGUUCGUUUGGAACAGAUGAGUAAAGCUGUCCGGUGGCUUGUGAUUGAGUUGCAGCAUGGUUCGGGAAGCGCGGGUGGUGCAGCUCAUGCCCACCCUUCGGCCCCUUUCGAUGCUAGAUUCUCGGAGGAUGCUGCUCAGUAGGUAUAGGGUUGUUGUUUUGUACACAGGAACUCCACAAGCCUCUCUGGAUGUCUGCCGGGUGUGGAUUUUGUUAUUCAGUGUUCAUUUCCUUAUUUACAGUUAAAUAGACACGUGGUAAGCAUUGAAAGUUGCUUGCGGAGUGAUAAUAACCAUAGGUAUAUCAAUUUAUGUUGUUUGAGUUAGUUGUAGAAUACUAAUGGCAUGGCAUUUUCUGUUUUACUAAUCCAAGUCUAAAAAAUUAUGUAAAUUGUAAUGCAAGGCCAUUGUUUCCUGGGAAACAUCCCCUCUCAAAGCUAUGUACUUUUAAUCACCACAAGUUGGAUAAACUCAUUAUCUUUUGUUUAGGUAUCAUUAGACGUGACUUGUAUAGUCCUACCAAA
Theobroma cacao (cacao) is the source of this 1021-nucleotide messenger RNA. It is a transcript of the gene MED32, whose product is annotated as mediator of RNA polymerase II transcription subunit-like protein. Gene Ontology annotation, biological process: regulation of DNA-templated transcription; cold acclimation; root development. Gene Ontology annotation, cellular component: mediator complex. The record is from RefSeq and is a predicted model, not a curated record. NCBI's taxonomy places the organism in Eukaryota, Viridiplantae, Streptophyta, Magnoliopsida, Malvales, Malvaceae.